Gryllus bimaculatus (two-spotted cricket) is the source of this 939-nucleotide messenger RNA. Lineage: Eukaryota; Metazoa; Arthropoda; Insecta; Orthoptera; Gryllidae. The record is from the annotation of a GenBank genome assembly.
AUGUUUCGAUCCUUUUGGACCUUUUUGUAUUGGAUUCUAAGACCGUUUGUGAAGUGGUUUUUAAGAAAAACCACAAAACUGUGCGAACUGCAAAGGAUAUGUUAUGGUGAACGUGUGGGUGCUUGCCGUACUCUUGGUGUAGAGUUUUCGUUAUACCACUCGAGAAGUAAAGAAAUAAAGCAGCUUAUUGAGUAUUUGAAUAGAACAAGUGAUACUGUGUCUUUCACUGGAAGCAAUCAAGAAUAUGUUGUUCAGUAUGCUGUUCACACCAUUAUGCAAGUGAAGAAUAUUAAACCACAAAUACACCCUCAGUUAGGAAAGUCAUUAAGCACAUGUAUUGAGCAUAUUUGGGGUUAUAAACAAUUGAUCCAGGAAAUUGAAGCCCUACGUACAACCACAUAUGACUCAUCAAAAGAAGAACAUGAACAGAAAUUAUUGGCAUUGUGGAAUUUUUUGAUGCCUAAAGUACCUCUUGAAGCAAGGAUCACAAAACAAUGGCAAGACAUUGGAUUUCAGGGUGAUGAUCCAAAAACAGACUUUAGAGGAAUGGGUCUUUUGGGUUUAGAAAAUUUAAUAUAUUUUGCUCGAGAAUACCCAGGUGCAGCCCAGCAUGUUCUUUCUCAUUCUCAUCAUCCCCAGUAUGGGUACGCCUUUGCAAUAGUGGGUAUAAACCUGACAAGUAUGGCUUACUAUUUACUAAAAGAUGGAUCUGCAAAAACCCAUGUUUAUAAUGUGUGUAACAAGUUCCCCACAAUGAAAGUAUUUCAUCAGUUUUACUGUUAUCUCUUUUAUGAGUUUGACAGAUUCUGGAUAGAAUCCAAACCUAGAAAUGUGAUGGAUUUUACGUUCAUAAAGGAUAAAUUUGAAAAAUGUAUUCGCCUUAGUUUGGUAAAUCCAUCUACUGUUUUUAGAAUCAAUAUUUCUAUUGAUAACAUUUAA